CAAAUGAUGCUGUUUCUAGCAAAUCCACUGAAUAAAUAGGCCUGGGUGCAAAGCUAGGCAGAUCAAACCAUAAAUUUCCUUUCCUUCUCAUCUAUUGAAUUCAACACAGAGAGGCAAGAGUUCUAUCAAUAGGCAUGGCUUUCCACCAAAGAUCAAUUAGCUUGCCUUCUAGGCCUCUCUCCAAAGCUGAAGAGGACCUGCACAGCAUAGAGUCAUGCAUCUCUUCACCCUCCCUGACCAUUGAUACAACCUCCGAUGGUUUGACAAGGCUACAGAACAUCUACGACUCUAUUGAGGAGAUCAUGUGCCUGCCUAGCAACCAAGUGUGCUCAUCCCAGCAGAGGAAGUUGUGGGAUGAAGAGAUAGAAUGCUCCCUUGAGCUACUAGACCUCUGCAAUGCUAUGAGUGAGGUCUUUACUGAGUUGAAGGACAUCAUCCAAGAUCUGCAAGUGUCUCUCAGAAAAGGAGAUGAUGCAGUUGUUCAAGCCAAGAUCCAGGCAUACAUCCGCUUGGUGAAGAAGGCAAAGAAACAUUUCAAGAAGACUGUGAAGAAAGCUGUCUCAGACAAGGAGGACUGCAAGAUUGUCAAGCUGUUGAGCAAGGCUAGAGAGAUCACUACCUCUCUACUUGAGUCAACAAUGCACCUCUUGUCGAAGCAAAUCGUCCUGCCAAAGUUGUCUCUCAUCUCCAAGGCAUUCCAGAAGAAAAACUCGGUGAUGUGCAAUGAGGAGCAGUUCAAGGUGUUAGAGUGCUGCAUCGGAGAUCUUGAGGCUGGAGCAGGACUUCUCUUCAGGAGAUUGGUCCAGAGCAGGGUUACUCUCCUGAACAUUCUUAGCUCAUAGAUACUCCACACGAUCUGACACUUAGCCUGCGAUUGGCAUCCGCCUUUUAAAGGAUUUGCUAAUCCUUUCCAUUCGUAUAUGUUAUAGACUUACUGUACA
Messenger RNA from Oryza brachyantha (malo sina), 941 nucleotides. RefSeq lists its product as uncharacterized. The transcript has a single exon. The record is from RefSeq and is a predicted model, not a curated record. Bases 135 to 842 code for a protein of 235 amino acids. NCBI's taxonomy places the organism in Eukaryota, Viridiplantae, Streptophyta, Magnoliopsida, Poales, Poaceae. Gene Ontology annotation, biological process: root development; shoot system development.